AUGGGGUCUGCAUGUUGUGUCGCAGCUAGAGAACCUAUAACAAAAGGAUCACCCAGUGAAGCUUUGCAGAGGCAUGCCCGCCAUUCACCCUCUUGGAGCUUUAGAUGGGAUAAUCGUGGGCGAGUUGCUGGAGAAGAGCCAUCUGAGGAUUGGGUACAUGAUGGAGGGGGUGGCAGUUAUCGAUUGGAUGCCAAAUCUGGUACCACCGUAGAAAUUGCUUCUGCUUCUGAAGGGGGAAGCCCAUUGGAUGGUUUCCAAUCACUUGUGCGCCAAAAGUCCCCAAUUUCCGAAGGGAAUACUGGGAUUCUCAGACAUCCUUCUUCUGAUCCUUCUAUUUCCCGGUCUUCAGCAGAGGUGAAGGAGUCAACAGAAUCCCCUGCAGUUUUAUACCCAUCACAUGCAAAGCCAUCUCUUUCAGCACCUUCGGCUUUAUCUCUAUCAACAUCUCCUUCACCAUCUAAAAAUCACCAUCUUCCCCCAAACUCGACUCCUUCAAGGUGGCUUUGUCGUUCUCCAGGACAUCAGCUAUUAAGGCAUGUAUCUGAUAGCUGGAUUCCCGAAUGCAAGUCACCUGCAUUUUCUAUUUCUGAAGAAGCAUCUUCUUUAUUGCUCCCUACUUGGGGCUCCAAGGAUGGGUCUUCAGACAACUGGUCAUCUAUUGCCUUUGCUGAGCUCACAAGAACUAGGAGAGAGAGGUGGUCUUUUGAUAGCCAACAAAUAUCUGGGUCUCCUCCCUUGGAUCUCCAAACAUGUGGUGUUUGUUCGAAGCUUUUAACCGAGAGAUCUUCAUGGGGUAGCCAAAAAUUAAUUGUCACCACUGAAAUUGAUGUGGUUGCUGUUUUAAUUUGUGGACAUGUUUUCCAUGCUGAUUGCUUAGAGUGCAUGACGGCUGAAAUCAACAAAUACGACCCAAUUUGCCCAGUCUGUACUUUAGGGGAGAAGUUAUCUAAAAAGGCACUAAAAGCUGAAAUGGAUUUGAAGUCUAUAAAGCGAUCUAGAAAUCAGCUGGUUGAUAGCAAUCUCAUUGAAGUUGAUCAUGAUAGGAGCAGUGGUCAAAGGGGAUUGUAUCAUCUUCUGAGAAUCACUCCGCUCGUAAAAAGGGGUUUUUCUGGACGAAAUCUAGCAAGGCGUGAGCUUCUUGACAACUGCAAAGAAGUGUGGACUUCAGAUUUUACAGUCUAUCUGCAACUGGCCGAUUUACGCGAUGAAAAUGGCAAUCCUGUGCAUCUUACUGCUAUCGCCACGUCCACGGCCGGAGAUGUGCGCAGUGGAACUCGGAAAUAUGAAUCUCCAGGAACAGGAAAAGGAACAGCUUCACCUCUCCGUUAG
Messenger RNA from Fraxinus pennsylvanica, 1329 nucleotides. The record is from the annotation of a GenBank genome assembly. NCBI's taxonomy places the organism in Eukaryota, Viridiplantae, Streptophyta, Magnoliopsida, Lamiales, Oleaceae.